Molecule: messenger RNA, 738 nt
Organism: Chelonoidis abingdonii (Abingdon island giant tortoise)
Lineage: Eukaryota; Metazoa; Chordata; Testudines; Testudinidae
Product: folate receptor alpha-like
Cellular component (GO): external side of plasma membrane
Molecular function (GO): signaling receptor activity
Source: RefSeq, a predicted model, not a curated record
AUGGCAGCAUGGUGGGCUGUGCUGGGGCUGUUGGCUGCCUGCGUGGCCAGUGCUGCGAAGGAAUCUGUGCUGAAUGUGUGCAUGGACGCCAAGCACCACAAAACCAAGCCAGGCCCGGAGGGGGCGCUGCAUGGCCAGUGUGCCCUGUGGAAAGACAACGCCUGCUGCACGGCUGAGACCAGCAUGGGGGCUCACCAGGACCAGUCCUACCUGUACAACUUCAACUGGGACCACUGUGGGGUGAUGCCAGAGAUGUGCAAGCGGCACUUCAUCCAGGACACGUGUCUGUAAGAGUGCUCGCCCAACCUGGGGCCCUGGAUCGACCAGGUGGAUAACAGCUGGCGCCGGGAGAGGAUCCUCAAUGUGCCGCUGUGCAAGGAGGACUGUGGGCUGUGGUGGGAGGCCUGCAAGGAUGCCGUUACCUGCAAGGAGAACUGGCAUAAGGGCUGGAACUGGACCUCAGGGACCAAUCAGUGCCCCCAUAGCUCCACGUGCCAGUUGUUCAAAUAUGUCUUCCCCCGGCCGGCAGACCUGUGUGAGAAGAUCUGGUCCAACUCGUACAAAUACACCACGGAGCACUGGGGCAGUGGGCGCUGCAUCCAGAUGUGGUUCGACCCUGCCAAUGGGAACCCCAACGUGGCUGUGGCCAAAUACUAUGCCCAGAACGGAGGAGACACCUCUCCUGCGCCGUGGGCUGGCCUGCUGCUGCUGCCGGCUGCUCUCCUGUUCCUGCUUUGA